ACCUAGGUCACCGACGUUACCUAAUAGAUUACUAGUAGGUAUCAAAUGGUUGGAUAGUCUCCUACUUUUAAAACUUAUGAACGGACGCCUUUCGUGGGGUCGCAGCUGAAGUUUAUAUAAAAGUGAAGACUUAGAAAUAAUGAUGAUACAUUUGAUUAGGCCACACGAACAACUGCGCUACAGCAGGUCACAGGCUGCACACAUUUUACAUAACCAUGAGGAUACACAUUUGGUGCAUUCUAGCGCCAGUGUUCCUGAUAUCUGUGAAAGCAAGUUUACAUGACAAUGUUGGACAGUCAUUCUAUGAGACAUCACAGUCAUCAUCGCCAUCACCAAUCUCUGACUACACGCAAUCUUCCCAACCAGAUGUAUUAGACGGAAUGAAAGAAAUAGUUUUGUACCUAACGCCAGAUCAAGUGAAUGCUUUGCAAGCAGCCGGGGCAGUGGUCAAACCGUAUCCAGAAGAUGAGGUGGACUUUACUUCUGUGGAUCAGCAGCUACCGCAAAGAAUUAAACCUGAGACAAGACAGCAUUAUCAGAUGCAAUGGAAUCCAGACCAGAGUCCACAAUAUAACACUGAAUUACAAAAUUACUAUAAACUUUUGAACAUACAAGAAAUCAAUGACAACUUGUCACAAACUGCUGCAGCUACAAUAAGAACCACAGAGAGGACAACAACGACUCCAAGAUAUAGAUUUACAACCACUACUACUCGACCACGAUUUAAAGAACGAGAAUAUCCAACAUCACCUGCACCAAACAGAAAAGCAAGUAGAACAAAUUAUUCUAAUCAAAACAGUAACACGGAACGUACACCUUUCCAAUACUAUUAUAUUAAUCAAAAUUUUAGAAAUACUCCCUAUAACAUCGGUACCCCUGACAAUAGCCCGUUUUCUGAAAUUAACUCUGGCCGUAAAACCAACUCCAACUUUUAUAGUACACCUAGCUCUACAAUUACUCCUAGCCCUAGUAAAACGGACUAUUCCAACCAAAACAGUAACGUAGAACAUACUACUCAUUUUGAAUUCUAUUUCGAAAAUAAGAAGUUUAAAAAUACUCCUUCCAAUAUCCAAGUCCCUUUCAAUAGUCCUUCAACUAAAAAUACUCCCAACCCUCACAAAAAUACACCUGAAUUUUACAGUACACCUAGCUCUGAAAUUACUCCUAAUCCUUACUAUACCCCCAGUCCUAAAAGUACUCCUAACCCUAACAUUGCCCCUAGCCCUAAAAUUAUUCCUAGUACUUUCAAUUCUCCUAGCCCUAAAAACACGCCUAAACCUUAUAGUACUCCUAAGCCCAACAGCGUCUUUAACUUUAAUAGAAGCCCUAUCCUUUAUAAUACCCCUAGCCGUUCUAAUACCCCUAAUACUUAUAGUACUCCUGACCCUUACAGUAUCCCCAACAAUUUCAAUUCUGCAACCCGAUUGCAACAAUCUCCAUAUCAACCAGAGAAAAUACAACCCAACAACUACUUUCAAUCUAGUAAAGAGAUUAAAGGGAACCAAUAUCACGAAAGCCCUUCCAGUACUCCUACCCCUAGCCCCUAUAAUUCUCCUCGUUCUAACAUUACCCCUAGGCCUAACAAUACUCCUAGCUCAUACAGCAACCCUAAUCCUUAUAAAACUCCUACCCGUCUACCGCAAUCUCUGUAUCAAUCAGAGGAGAAACAAUCCAACAAUUAUUUUCAUUCAAGUAAGGAGAUUCAAGAGAACCGAUAUCAUCAGAACCCUACCAAUACUCCUAGCUCUUUCAGUACCCCUAGCCCUUAUAAAACUCCUACUCAUUUACCGGAAUCUCUGUAUAAAUCAGAAGAGAAGCAACAAAUUGAUUUUCAACCAAGUGAAGAUAUUCAAGAGGACCAAAAUCACCAAAACCCCUCCAAUACUCCCAAGCCUUAUAGUACCCCUAGACCUUACAAAACUCCUACCCAUGAACCGCAAUCUCUGUAUCAACCAGAGGAAAAGCAAUCCCACAAUUUUCAACCAAAUAAAGAGAUUGAAAGGAAACAAUACGAACAACCAGCAACGGCGACCCACCAAAAUGAAUUUUCUGGAACAACUGGAAAUGCUCAACAAAAUGAGUUCACUGUAUCAAGUACGAAACCUCAUGAGAAUGAAAAUGUGUGCAAUGAAGAAACCACGGAGCCUGAGCAAAAUGCAACUCAACGGACAGUGGAAAUUGGAAACAGGAAAGUAAAUAAAUACAGCGCAAGAAAUGUUUACAAGCCACCGGUAACUGUUCAAGUUCAAGUUCAAGAAGCACAAGAGUCUGUGAUACCACAAACACUUGCAGAAGUUCCUCUUUCUUAUAAUGCUCAAACAUUAGCACCAGAGCUAAACACUGGUCGUGAAGACACUACAGAACAAAAGGAACCUCUUAAUUCUGAUAAUGAUCAUAAUGAUAAUUUAAGCAGUUCACCAGUACAAGAGGAACAAGACACGCCCACGACUCCAACUUUACCACCACUCGUUCGUAAACCAUUUGAAGAGGAAGAUUAUUUAUCAUUACUUCUAGCACCAUUAUACAAGCAUCAAACGAUCUCAGAAAUUGUAUCUCAACACAAAGAUGACCUUACUAGAAGUGAGUCAAAUGUUAAUUCUAAAUUACAGUACUUGACAAAUUCACACUUGAAUACUAAUGAGCAUAAGGGUGGCUUAGAAAAUUUGCCUGUUGACUUAAAUGAGCAAGACGGCUUAGCGAAACACGAAGCAGUUACCAGAUCGCCUUCAGUUUAUGUAGAUGAAAAUUCAGAAACUGUUGAAAACAGUCCUCAAUAUUUAGCGAAAACCAGUGAGUUUCCAAUACAAGAACAUACGCCUGAACCACAAGAUUGGAUAGCAUCAUCUCCAAAGCCCGUACCAAUAGAAUUGAUACGUCAAUUUCCAACCGAAGAACAAGUUGUUAAUAUUGGAGGGGGGAGAAAUGUGUUCGCUAGAACAGAGAAACCCUUCACGAUACAGACAAUAGCUCCAUUAAGGUUGAAGCAUACAACUCCAGAAAGUUUACCAUUGGAUGCACCAAUACUUCGUCCAAUUUGGGAUCAUUAAAAAUAUUUAGCUUUAAUCAUACAGUUUGUAUAAAAGUAUUGUUGACUUCAAAUGCAAUAGGUGGUGCCAUCGACUGAUUUCUAAGUGAUAAUAGUUCUAAUUUAUGUAAACAUUGUUAUAAUUUUAGUUAAUUAAAGAAUAUUGAUUGAUUUGUAGUUUUAU
Messenger RNA from Helicoverpa armigera (cotton bollworm), 3209 nucleotides. RefSeq names its product cell surface glycoprotein 1. Bases 216 to 3047 code for a protein of 943 amino acids. The transcript has 3 exons. NCBI's taxonomy places the organism in Eukaryota, Metazoa, Arthropoda, Insecta, Lepidoptera, Noctuidae. The record is from RefSeq and is a predicted model, not a curated record.